AUGUACCAGACCCCUACAAUUAACCAACCAUUACGCGGUUAUAAUCCUUUUCCUGCUCAUCCAGUGUACGGAGAAUUUCCCGCGGACAUUUGUUGCCCAUAUUGCCAGACUAGAGUGUUUACUGUUACCACAAAGGAGGAUGGAAAUCUAACUUACUGUGCAGCCAGUUUUCUGUGUUUUAUGGGGUGAGAAAUGAGCUUUAGAUCUUUCAAAUGAAGGCAAAGCAGAAUCUGUGCUUGAAAACUUUAGACUGCACACCUCAAGUUUGUUGUUUGCUAUCUUCACCCUCCUUAACUAUCUUCAUUCAUUUGUCUAGCCUAACUCAUUAUCAUUAUUAUUUGAAUUCAUCCUUUUAAAGCACUUUAAUAUAACCUAAAGUGAUUAAAUGUAUCAAGCAUGACAUAUAGUGCCAAUUGACCUUUUCACUCCUGAUCUAAAGAUCAAUUCUCCAUUCUAUCUGCCAUACAUUUCUUACAAUUUCAACUUCAAGAAUUUGGUGUUUAAUCGAAUAGAUUCCUUCCUAAGUCUUCUUACUGACUCUGAAUAUUAUUCUUUGAUCGCUAAAGGUGUUGGUUUGGCUGCUGCCUGAUUCCUUUUUGCAUUGACUCUUGUAAAGACAUCAUUCACACAUGUCCUAACUGCAGAGCACCUGUGGGGAAAUUCAACAGGCUUUGUUGA
Messenger RNA from Pocillopora meandrina, 678 nucleotides. NCBI's taxonomy places the organism in Eukaryota, Metazoa, Cnidaria, Anthozoa, Scleractinia, Pocilloporidae. The record is from the annotation of a GenBank genome assembly.